AUACACAAAACAAUGAAAUAUAUUCAGAGACUCACAGAUUAUCUUGAUAAGAAUUCAGUUACAGUCAGUGAUAGCAGCAGCAGUAAUGAGAAAUUUAAUAAUAGUAAUAAUUCUCUUCUUACUUCUCUCACUGAUACUUUUACUACUACUGUUAAUUCUUCUCUCUCUUUCUUCUCUGAUCUUCUGACUUUAGUUGAUUCUCUGACUAUGAGCAGUACUGAAACUCUCAACAUUCUCAGUGAAAAA
This is a messenger RNA of Blastomyces dermatitidis ER-3, 246 nucleotides long. RefSeq lists its product as uncharacterized. The annotation marks the transcript as partial. The transcript has a single exon. NCBI's taxonomy places the organism in Eukaryota, Fungi, Ascomycota, Eurotiomycetes, Onygenales, Ajellomycetaceae. The record is from RefSeq and is a predicted model, not a curated record.